AUGGCCCAUUCAGUCCGAGGCUCGCUCACUUUGACCAUCCUUUCCUGUCUGCUCCUUGUGGCGGCGUCACCCACUCUCUGGCAUGUGGCUCGUCAAGAACCUGUGCCUGUUAUUAUACCUGCAGGGUUCGCUGGCGGUCCCGGAGUGGCCGUCAUCGGCAUCUGCUUGAAACUCAUCAUCUCGACAAUCAUCGAUGGUGAUCACGAUAACGAGUCCGCCUUCACCCAGAGUACCGCUGCGCAGCUCCGAAAAAACUAUCCUGACAAGAAUGUCAUGGUCGUUCACGGCAACCACGACGCAUCGGGCUUGGUCAACAGCGUCCAUAACCACGUGGAACUUCCCGUCCAAGUUCCAAACACCAAAGGCUACGAGACAUACGUCUUCGACUACGGAGACUUUAACAUGAUGGGCGAUGGUGGUUUCAUAAACUGGUGCUUCAUGGGCAAUUUCGACCGGACUGGAGCCGGCCGUGUCUCAUUCCACCCGAUCCAGAGUCCUCCAGCCGUCAUUCCUGGAGACGUGAUUCCCCAGCCUCUACCCGGCCCCGGUCAACCUCCUCCGCCGGCGCCGCCCCAAGCGAUUGUUCCCCCGGCGCCACAACGACACAAUCUAGACGGAAUCUAUCUUGUCAACUGCCAAAGUGGUGAUCAACUGUCCAGUGGCGUUGCCUACUAUCGCAGUCUCCGAGAUGGUGGCAACUGGGGACAGCAGCCUGAUGACUACGUUGAUGUCACUCACGGCUCGUAUACGAAUUGGAAGACUCCCGGCUCAGUGGUAUUCCCGAGUACGAACACCAAAUUCUCCUGGUCGGUGUUUGGUAAUGGUCAAGAACUGCCGGACUAUGCGGCGGCUGGAAUGGCGGAUAAUACGUACGUCCAUUUCUGGAUCUACAAGGACAAACCCGGUGCGACUCUUUACACAGUAGAUGGAUGGGACUGCAAGUCGGUAUACUGGGGCUUUUGAGCUCAGGACUUGACAUCGGGUUACAUCUGCCGGCUUCAGCAUCGAACUUUAUCAGG
Exophiala xenobiotica is the source of this 1019-nucleotide messenger RNA. RefSeq lists its product as uncharacterized. The transcript has 4 exons. The coding region runs from base 1 to 963 and encodes 320 amino acids. The record is from RefSeq and is a predicted model, not a curated record. Lineage: Eukaryota; Fungi; Ascomycota; Eurotiomycetes; Chaetothyriales; Herpotrichiellaceae.